CCCAGCUCUGUGAUGUGGGCCUGGGCCCCAAUAAAUACUCCCAGAGGGGAUGCCCAGGGCUCAGUAGCCGGAGGACAGCAGUGCAGCUGACAUGGAUAUUCUCUUUCCUCUGAGUGUUAUUGAUACAGAGCUGUGCCCCAGCCCCGUUCCCCAGAUCAUCCAUCUCAUCCUCUUCGUUGGGUUUAGCCUGGUGUUCCUCAUCAUCUUCAGCCCCUACUUUCCCAGGGAGCCGUCCUCAGUGCCUCCCAGAGAGGAGAACAGCGAGAAUGAUAAAGCUGAAGUGGGGAAAUGGCUCAGGAUCGGAAAUAAAUACAUCACCUGGAAAGCUUGCAGAAGUCUCUUGAAAGAACUGGAGAACCUUGAGUUCUACACUUUCCUGUCGAAAAAGUGCCUGAGGAAGCUCCUUGUUGAGGGCAGCUCCCAUCACCUUCCACGCCAAGCCCGCUCGGGGUCAGUGUACAAACGAACAUCUGUGAGGAACCACCGGCCACGUGGGGGGCGUGGGAAAGCUUCUCCCACCAGCUUCCAUGUGUCCCCACGGGCUCCCCCGGCUCCCCUGGCCUCCGCGCCGUCAUCAGUCCCGAAGACCUCUGUAGGGUCCUUUGAGUCUCUGUCAUCCCUGAGCUCCUCCAAGUCACAAGAGCCUUUGUGUCCCCUGAAGCAACCUUCACAGGAGCCACCUGCGAGCACCCUAUCACCAAACACGACCACCUCCGCAGAAUCCUUGGGGCUUCCUUCUAGGGAGACCCCACAUGCGGGCAGGUGGAGGCAGGGACCCCACUUCCCUCAGCUUGGAGGUGCCAACGCUGCUGGACGCACAAGACAUCAAAAUCCCAGACACUCCCAUGGACACCGCACAUCCGACAUCCACGAACAACUCGGAAUCUCCUGAGGACAACUUGGAGGCAUGUCCCCUCAUUCAGGCACUCCACAGAUGCUAGAAACACGUGUUGUAAUGGAUUGGGAGAGGCGGAGAUAGGGUCCAAACCUCCAGUCCCUGGAGCCUGUAAAUCUCCCUGGGAGGCUUGGCCCCCACAGAGACUUCUUCCACAGCGCUGCACACAGAGACCUGCCGCUGCAAAGCAAAGACCUCCCGCAGAGAUCGCAGAGUGUCCGUUCUUCCUUCCUAGAGGAUCUGAACUCACUUAGAAAACUGCCAGCACAGGAGGGAUGACAUCAGCUGUGCCCUCCGCCGGAAAACCCAGAGACUUUGGGUCAUUGUCAACAUUGUCGCUAAAAUGGACUCUGCCAGGGAAGAAGCUCAGGAAUUGUUGCUGUUUUGCAAUGCCAUUCUUUCCUAACAGCACUGCAGAUUCCAUGUUCUCUGCAGUUCCCUGACCCACAGUUUAGAGAAUCAGAAUUUUUUUUUCUUUUUUCUGUUUUAGAUGGGAUCUCACUCUGUUGCUCAG
This is a messenger RNA of Cercocebus atys (sooty mangabey), 1409 nucleotides long. Its product is annotated as chromosome unknown open reading frame, human C5orf60. The transcript has 5 exons. Bases 92 to 892 code for a protein of 266 amino acids. The record is from RefSeq and is a predicted model, not a curated record. Lineage: Eukaryota; Metazoa; Chordata; Mammalia; Primates; Cercopithecidae.